UCGCGGGAGACCAUGAUGGAUGUAGCUCCGCCUUUGUCCUCCAUGGCCGGGCUUGACGGGGAGACCGCAAGCAUGCUGGCUUGUGAGAGUGGCGAGGAAGAGAGGGGCGAGGCGAGGAGGCGGAGGAAGAGGGGCAUAGCUUGUAGGUUUCGUGUCUCUCGCGGGCUACUAGAUCACAGUCCCUCGCUUUUAUCGAUUGCGUCGUCGCCUUGCUUGCGCUCCAGCAUCUUGGGCGAUCCAAAUCCAGGGUUUCCAGGCGCAUUGAGCAUUGAUCCAAUUGAGUCCACCGAUCGAUCGAUCGCCUCGUCGGGUUUGUCUACCUAAACACUCGUGUCCUGGUAGGUGCUGGGACGAUUUCUCUCUUUGCUUCUUUCUUCCCCUCCCUCUCAAUGUUCUCAAUUUUCUUCCUCGCCAGCUCAUGGUUUUUCGAUCGUGGUGUUUCUUCCAGACCGGAUCUUUGAUUCUCCGUUUGGUUUGUCAUCUUCCUUUUGUUCUUGCUGGAGUUCGUGGUACCUCACAAGUAUGACUAGGAUUUUUUGCUUCUCCCUCUCAUGGUUUUUCGAUCGUGGAGUUUCUUCCGGACCGGAUCUUUGAUUCUCUGUUUGGUUUGUCCCCUUCCGUUUGUUCUUGCUGGAGUUCGUUUCCGGAUGGAAUUCGCUGUUGUCACAAGGAAUCCGUCCCGAGCAUGACCAGGAUUUUAUGCUUUCCAAUUCUCGACAAGUAUGUGGUGGAGAAUUCGUUUUCUCGAUCUCCUCUUCUUUCUCCUGCUGCUGCUGGCAACUUCGACCCGGGACGAAGGAGCUUUAGUCGGUGCUAUCCCAACUUGUAAUAAGAAAAGCGAGCACGCCAAGAGCGAAGGAUUCAAAGCUUUAAUUUGGCACCAUAUCCAGCAGCGCGUUGGUGGAAUCAAGGCCUUAUUAAAUUCGCAUCCCCGGGUCAUGAUCACUGUAAGUUCUCCAAGUUCUUCCAUCGAGGGACCAGCAACAUCACCACCACUAAAGCAAACACCAUCAUCGUCACCACCACCACUACUAGAUUCUUCUCCACCGUCGCCAUCGAUUCUUCCUCCAGCACCCGACCUUGUACCACCACCUCCAAGUCCACAGCAAACUCUACCACCACCUCCAAGCCUACAGCAAACACUACCACCACCGCCAAGCCAAAGUCUAUUAUCACCUCCUCCACAAUCCUUGGAGACAGUUCCUCCACCUUUGAUUUCCUCGAUUCCUGUGAAUCUUCCACCAUUGCCAGCCGUUUCUGUUCCAGCGGUUCUCCAGAUACCACCUCUGUUUUCCAAUUCUAAUUCAGUUCCAUCGCUUCCGAUCUCGAUACCGCCGGCGCUGGGUUCUUCGUCUCCUCUAUUGCCGCUACCACCUUUGAUCGCUCCUCCAACUUUUAUGGUGUCACCACCACUUCCAUCUCCUGCUAAUGCAUCACCGCCGCUUCCAUCGUCCGCUCCUCCUCCUAUUGCAUCACCGCCGCUUCCAUCGGCUCCUCCUCCUACUUUUCUCGUAUUACCACCGAUCUUAUCAUCUCCACCCCCAGCAUCUACAGUUCCAUCUCCGAUCGUGUCAGCUCCACCUCCAACAAUUUUGCCUUCUCCUCCGCCCCCAUUGCCAUCAGCUCCUCCUCUUCCUCCUCCUCCACUAUCAACGCCACCUCCAUCGUUUGUUCCACCACCUCCAAGGGCUUCAAUUCCUCCAUCAUUGCCGCCACUAUCUUCUGCUGCUCCAGAAGUCCCUCACAACAUUUCGUCAUCUCCAGCAUCGCCACUUUCAUCACCACUUCCAUCACCACCAUCUCCGACUACUGUCCCUUCCGCUGCACCACCUUUUCAAACGUCACCACCGCCAGUUUCUUCACCUUCUCUCGAAGACAAUGCUCCACCCUCUGUAACGCUCGGUCCUCCGCCUACGACUUUAUCCUCGCCGCCACCAUCGCUGUCUCCUCCACCUUUGGUUGCUUCACCAUCUCAAGCACCAUCCUCUCGUCGCUCACCUCCACCACUCUCUGGAGCUCCACCUUUCAAAAGCUCGCCACCUACAUCGCCACCAUCUCCGCGUUCGCUCCAGCCGCCUUCCUUGCCUCCAGAGGUGGUGUCUCCGCCACCCAAACUCUCGCCAAGUCCGAUUCAAAACUCUUCCGCUACACUACCUUUAUCACCUCGUAGUGCUCCACCGAGAAGCCCCACAAGAAAAGCAACGGCCCCGGCCUCUCUUCCAUCACUCGCUGUUUCUCCAGUGGCCAGCAACACUCCGGCUCCAGUUCCAUCUCGUCCCACUAUUAAAGCUCCAUCGCCUGUUACUAAAGCUCCAUCGCCUGUUACCAAAGCUCCAUCUCCUGUCACUAAAGCUCCAUCGCCUGUUACCAAAGCUCCAUCUCCUGUCACUAAAGCUCCAUCGCCUGUUCAAAACCGUCCACAGCCUCCUGCACCUCGCAAGGCUCCUGUAGUUUCUCCAGCAUCAGCUCCACAAACACCUAUGCCACGACCAGGACCUCCUGCUCGUCUGCCAGGUAUUGUGGCUCCUCCAACGAAAACUCAGUUAGCUCAGCCUCCAGCAAUGGUCUUUCCGUCACCUCCCAACGCAGGCUGCGACAAAGUUUGCUCGGACCCGUCCGUGACAACUCUGCCUGGAACAAAAUGCGGGUGCGUCAUUCCUAUGAGAGUGGGACUUGCGCUCGAAAUUCCCAUCUCAAGUUUCCUGUCGCUUGUCUCGGAGCUAGCUAUGGAGAUUGCGUUUGGAAUUUCCAUGCAGCAGAUGCAGGUCCAAAUAGCGGCUGCCAACUCUUUCGGCGAGGAUUUUUCCCUUACGGAGACCAAAGUUAAUCUCGUACCUCUCGGGAACGCGUUCAGAAACCAGACAGCCUAUCACAUCUCUCAGAUGUUUUGGGGGCAUCGCGUGCCUAUCAACGAAGCAUACUUUGUCAAUUACACAGUGUUGUACGUGAUAUAUCCAGGAUUACCACUUGCUUCGCAAAAUGUUAACAGAAUUCCACCGAGUGAUGGAAAGUUCCCAGAUCAACCACUUGGAGUUGAUAUCUUCGCAAGAAGAAAUCGCAACCUUCAUCCGGCAUUCAUUGCGAUUAUCACGUUGAGCUGCGUGUUCCUACUAAUACUUUGCUUGGGUGUUGGUUGGCUCAUCACCGUCCGGCAUCGCGGGCGGUACAAAGGUCACUCGGAGCUCACAGAAGCCGCACUAGAGUCUUGUGCAACCAAACGAUCAACGACUCUUUUAUCGAACAGUUCUCGCGACUCUACGUCGGUGUCCUCGAGCAUUGUACCAUAUGUGUCCGGCUCCGUGCGGACUUUCACCUUAGCCGAGAUGACUGCCGCGACUAAUAACUUCAACCCGUCUAAUGUGAUCGGCCAAGGUGGUUUUGGAAGAGUUUACAGUGGAGUUCUAACAGAUGGGACUAAGAUCGCUGUCAAAGUUCUCAUUCGGGAAGACAAACAGGGAGAUCGAGAGUUUUCGGCAGAGGUGGAGAUGCUCAGCCGUCUCCACCACCGGAACCUCGUCAAGCUUGUGGGAAUUUGCACGGACGAUGACAUGCGUUCCUUGGUCUAUGAGCUCAUUCCAAAUGGAAGCGUCGACUCUCACUUGCAUGGUGAUGAUAAGAAGAUCGCUCCUCUAAGUUGGGAAGCUCGUCUCAAGAUCGCUCUUGGAGCAGCUCGAGGCCUUGCCUAUCUCCACGAGGACUCGUAUCCCCGAGUCAUUCACCGAGACUUCAAAUCUAGUAACAUCCUUUUGGAGGACGACUUCACGCCCAAAGUCUCCGACUUUGGCCUCGCCAAAGCAGCCUCGGAAGAACUAACUGGACAUAUUUCAACGAGAGUCAUGGGAACUUUCGGUUAUGUGGCACCCGAGUACGCCAUGACCGGUCACCUUCUUGUUAAGAGCGACGUUUACAGCUACGGCGUGGUACUCCUCGAGUUGCUCUCGGGUAGAAAACCAGUUGAUAUGUCACGGGCACAGGGACAGGAAAACUUAGUGACUUGGGCUCGUCCGCUCCUCACAAGUCUAGAGGGAUUGGAUUUUCUGGCUGAUCCCGACUUGAGAAGCAGCGUGGCACCGGAGAACCUGGCGAGAGUGGCAGCCAUCGCAUCCAUGUGUGUGCGACCGGAGGUGUCGCAGAGGCCUUUCAUGGGAGAAGUUGUCCAGGCUUUGAAGCUGGUUUGUAGCGACAUGGACGUGGAAGAAGGCGAGACGAGUGGGGCUUCAAACAGUGUCUCCUCGCCAGAGGCCAAGGCCAAAGUUACUGCCGCUUCUACUUCUCGCCAGCGUGAGUGGGAUUUCCUAUCAUACAGAAGCUCCUCGGACUUUGACGACCAACAAAAGAGCUUACGAAACCAUCAGCGGCAACAAGGACAGGGUGGGAAUUUCUCGGCUUCCUCGGCCUUGUUGAGGCAGGUCUCAGCGUCGUUUGGCCGGCACAGUGCUCCGGAGCCUCUCAAGUUUUUUAACAAGUCUGAGAGAUUCCUUACACUGCCUCCUGGGUCCGCGAGCGAGCACGGUGUACAUCACUACAGAGAAUCGACAGUCUGGCCGUGAGAACUCCACCUUUUUUUCCGGCUUAAGUUCUUUCUUCUCAAAUCUUCGGUUCUAACAGUUCGAGCAAAAACAGCACAGCACCAAACAGGUUCUUUCUCGCUCCUUUAUAAAUGUAUCUUUCACAGAACUUUGGUUUCCCGAGAAGCCGAGUUACUGCCACUGCCGCGUUCUAACAGAUCGGAUUCAAAGUAAAGAUGCAGAACGCGACAAGUUUUACUUUGGAAGAUCUGGCCGAGCGGAGACAAGCGGGUGCCUCCAUAUAAGUUUACUGCUCGUCACGUGAAAGAAGAAGCAGCACAGUUGCUUUCGGGAAAAAGUUUGGAGCAGCAGCGCACACUGUUCUUCUGAAAAGAUAUCUUCGCAGAUUUGGAAGCACUGGGAGGGACGCGAGCCACGGAGUCUUGUUUCUCGGUCCGUGGAGCAGCAGGCACUCUUGUACCCGAUGAAAAGAAAGAGUUGAGAUGUAUUCUAGGAGAAAAAAGAAAAAAGCCUUGUUUCUCGUGAAAUCUGGAAGCUUGAGAAGCGAAAUGCUGGCCAGCCAAGACCCAAAGAAUAAGAAAAGCUUCAAGAUAUCACAGUGUAAACUUAAAGAAAAGCUUCAA
This is a messenger RNA of Selaginella moellendorffii, 5152 nucleotides long. Its product is annotated as receptor-like serine/threonine-protein kinase ALE2. Gene Ontology annotation, molecular function: ATP binding; protein kinase activity. Gene Ontology annotation, biological process: protein phosphorylation. NCBI's taxonomy places the organism in Eukaryota, Viridiplantae, Streptophyta, Lycopodiopsida, Selaginellales, Selaginellaceae. The transcript is spliced from 8 exons. The coding region runs from base 723 to 4550 and encodes 1275 amino acids. The record is from RefSeq and is a predicted model, not a curated record.